Molecule: messenger RNA, 3315 nt
Organism: Orycteropus afer afer
Lineage: Eukaryota; Metazoa; Chordata; Mammalia; Tubulidentata; Orycteropodidae
Gene: JAK3
Product: Janus kinase 3
Exons: 23
Coding region: 1-3315 (1104 amino acids)
Biological process (GO): peptidyl-tyrosine phosphorylation; cytokine-mediated signaling pathway; cell differentiation
Cellular component (GO): cytoskeleton; membrane; cytosol
Molecular function (GO): cytokine receptor binding; ATP binding; non-membrane spanning protein tyrosine kinase activity
Source: RefSeq, a predicted model, not a curated record
AUGGCCCCUCCGAGUGAGGAGACGCCCCUGAUCUCCCAGCGAUCCUGCAGCCUCUCCUCCUCAGAGGCCGGUGCUCUGCAUGUGCUGCUCCCACCUAGGGGCCCAGGGCCCCCUCAGCGACUGUCCGUCUCCUUUGGGGAGCACUCGGCUGAGGAGCUGUGUGUGCGAGCUGCCAAGGCCAGCGGAAUCCUGCCUGUGUACCAUUCCCUCUUUGCCCUGGCCACUGAAGACCUGUCCUGCUGGUUCCCACCAAGCCAUGUGUUCUCUGUGGAAGACGUGGGCACUCAAGUCCUGGUCUACAGGCUCCGCUUUUACUUCCCCAACUGGUUUGGGCUGGAGAAAUGCCACCGCUUUGGGCUACGCAAGGACUUGGCCAGUGCCAUCCUUGACCUGCCUGUCCUGGAGCACCUCUUCGCCCAGCACCGCAGUGACCUGGUGAGCGGGCACCUGCCAGUGGGUCUCGGCCUCAAGGAGCAAGGUGAAUGCCUAAGCCUGGCUGUACUGGACAUGACACGCAUGGCACGGGAGCAGGCCCAGCGGCCAGAGGAGCUACUGAAGACAGUCAGCUACAAGACCUGCUUGCCGCCCAGCCUGCGCAACUUCAUCCAGGGCCUGAGCUUCGUGACGCGAAAGCGCAUCCGGAGGACCGUGCGCCUGGCCCUGCGCCGCGUGGCUGCCUGCCAAGCCGACCGGCAAUCUCUCAUGGUCAAGUACAUCAUGGACUUGGAGCGGCUGGACCCGGCUGGGGCCACCGAGACCUUCCGUGUGGGCCUCCCAGGGGCCGCCGGCAGCCAGGACCGGCAGGGGUUGCUCAGUGUGGCCGGAGGCAGCGGCAUCUCUUGGAGCUCUGGAGAACACGAGACCCUCCAGCCCUUCUGCGACUUUCCCGAAAUCGUAGACAUCAGCAUCAAGCAGGCCCCGCGCGUGGGCCCGGCCGGGGAGCACCGCCUGGUCACCGUCACCAGGACGGACAACCAAAUCCUGGAGGCUGAGUUCCUGGGACUGCCUGCGGCGUUGUCCUUUGUGGCGCUGGUGGACGGCUACUUCCGGCUGACCACCGACUCCCGACACUUCUUCUGCAAGGAAGUGGCGCCCCCGCGGCUGCUGGAGGAGGUGGCCGAGCAGUGCCACGGCCCCAUCACACUCGAUUUUGCCAUUAACAAGCUCAAGACCUGGGGCUCACUCCCUGGCUCCUAUAUUCUCCGCCGCAGCCCCCAGGACUUCGACAGCUUCCUCCUCACUGUCUGCGUCCAGAGCCCCCUUGGUGCUGAUUACAAGGGCUGCCUCAUCCGAAGAGACCCCACUGGAGCCUUCUCCCUGGCUGGUCUUGGCCGGCCCCACAGCAGCCUUCGAGAGCUCCUGGCAGCCUAUAGGGAUGGUGGGCUGCAUGUGGAUGGGGUUGCACUGAACCUCACCUCCUGCUGCCCCCCCAGACCUAAAGAAAAGUCCAACUUGAUUGUGGUCCGGGGAGGCUGCAGCCUGCCCACAUCGGGCCCCAUUCAGCCCCAAUCCCAGUGCCAGCUGAGCCAGAUGACAUUUCACAAGAUCCCCUCUGACAGCCUGGAGUGGCAUGAGAACCUGGGCCAUGGGUCCUUCACCAAGAUAUAUCGGGGUCAUCGUCAUGAGGCUGUGGACGGGGAAGUCUGGGAGACCGAGGUGCUGCUCAAGGUGUUAGAUGCCAAGCACAAGAACUGCAUGGAGUCAUUUCUGGAAGCAGCAAGCUUGAUGAGCCAGGUGUCUUAUCAGCAUCUCGUGUUGCUCUAUGGCGUGUGCAUGGCUGGAGACAGCAUCAUGGUGCAGGAGUUUGUGCACUUGGGGGCCCUAGACACAUACCUGCGCAAACGUGGCCACCUGGUGCCAGCCAGCUGGAAGCUACAAGUAGUCAAGCAGCUAGCUUAUGCUCUCAACUACCUGGAGGACAAAGGCCUUCCUCAUGGCAAUGUCUCAGCUCGGAAGGUGCUCCUGGCUCGGGAGGGGGCUGAGGGAAGCCCACCCUUCAUCAAGCUGAGUGACCCUGGGGUCAGCCCCACAGUGCUAAGCCUGGAGAUGCUCACCGACAGGAUCCCCUGGGUGGCCCCCGAAUGUCUCCAGGAGGCCCAGACACUCGGCUUGGAGGCUGAUAAGUGGGGCUUCGGUGCCACAGUCUGGGAGGUGUUCAGCGGGGUCCCCAUGCCCAUCAGUGCCCUGGAUCCUGCCCAGAAACUCCAGUUCUACGAGGACCAGCAGCAGCUGCCAGCCCCGAAGUGGAUGGAGCUGGCCCUGCUGAUCCAGCAAUGCAUGGCCUAUGAGCCCAGCCACAGGCCUUCCUUCCGUGCUGUCAUCCGAGACCUCAACAGCCUCAUCACCUCAGAUUACGAGCUCCUCUCGGACCCAACGCCUAGUGCUCUGGCACCCCGAGAUGGGCUGUGGAAUAGCGCUCAGCUGUAUGUCUGCCAGGACCCCACAAUCUUCGAGGAGAGGCACCUCAAGUAUAUCUCUCAGCUGGGCAAGGGCAACUUCGGCAGCGUGGAGCUGUGCCGCUAUGACCCGCUGGGCGACAACACGGGCGCCCUGGUGGCCGUGAAGCAGCUGCAGCACAGCGGGCCAGACCAGCAGAGGGACUUCCAGCGGGAGAUCCAGAUUCUCAAAGCGCUCCACAGCGACUUCAUUGUCAAGUACCGUGGUGUCAGCUACGGCCCCGGCCGCCAAAGCCUGCGCCUGGUCAUGGAGUACCUGCCCAGUGGCUGUCUGCGCGACUACCUGCAGAGGUACCGCGCCCGCCUGGACGCCAGUCGUCUGCUCCUGUACGCCUCGCAGAUCUGCAAGGGCAUGGAGUACCUGGGCUCCAGACGCUGCGUGCACCGCGACUUGGCCGCUCGCAACAUACUGGUGGAGAGCGAAGCGCACGUCAAGAUCGCCGACUUUGGCCUCGCCAAGCUAUUGCCACUGGACAAGGAGUAUUACGUUGUCCGAGAGCCAGGCCAGAGCCCCAUCUUCUGGUACGCCCCGGAGUCCCUCUCUGACAACGUCUUCUCGCGUCAGUCGGACAUCUGGAGCUUUGGGGUCCUCCUGUACGAGCUCUUCACUUACAGCGAGCGGAGCUGCAGCCCCUCGGCCGAAUUCCUGCGGAUGAUGGGGUAUGAAAGAGAGGCCCCGGUCCUCUGCUGCCUCUUGGAGCUGCUGGCCGCAGGCCAAAGGCUGCCUGCGCCCGCGGGCUGCCCCGCCCAGGUUUAUGAGCUCAUGAAGUUGUGCUGGGCUCCCAGCCCACAGGACCGGCCACCCUUCAGCACCCUGGGCUCCCAGCUGGACUCACUGUGGAGUGCAAGCAGAGGGUAG